AAGGAAAUUGAAGAUGACAUUGGAGGAUACUCUGAGGAAAGCUCUGAGGAAAGGAACAUUGAUUCUGGGAAUGAAGAAGAGGGAGACAUUGAACAAUUUGAUGAUGAUGAACUAACUGGUGCUCUUGGUAAUCACCAAACCAACAAAGACGAAUCUGAUGGGGAGAACCCUGUCCGCGGUUAUGAUUAUCCUCAGCGGUCUGGUUGUUAUAAAAAAAUACUCCACGGGAUGAUGCUGGUUCUUCAGGAUCUUCGCCAGAAAGUCAUAGAUCGAAAGAGAUGGCUUCUCCAGUUUCUUCACGAAAGUUUGGCUCUUUGUCUGCAUUGGACACUAGGCCAGGUUCUGUCUCAAAAAGACUGGUGGAUGAUACAGAAGAUGGGGAAAUAGCAGCAUCGGGGGAUUCUCACAUAGAUCUCCAACGAUCAGGAAGUUGGGCCCAUGAACGUGAUGAAGGGGAAGAACAGGUUUUGCAACCUACAAUAAAGCGGAAACGGAGUAUUCGUCUAAGACCCCGUCAAACAGGAGAAAGAAUAGACGGUACUGAUAUGCCUCCAGCUCAGCCAUUGCAAGUCAAUCCUAGCUAUCGAUCAAAAUUGAGGACAGUUGUUGACUCGCAUGGUUCAAGACAAGAACAGAGUGAUUCAUCCUCGAGACUUAGGAGUUUACCUGGAAAGAAGAUAGCUAAUACUUCCAAGCUUCAUGUAUCAUCACCAAAAUCUGGUAGAUUGAAUACCACACAGCUUCCCCUGGAGGACAACACUGAAGCUGCCAGAGAAACAUGGGAUGGAACUAGUCCUAUUGGCUCUUCAAAUGCAGGUGCAAGAAUGUCCCACAACAUACAGAAACGGUGCAAAACGGUCAUUAGCAAACUCCAAAGGAGAAUCGACAAAGAAGGUCAGCAGAUUGUGCCUAUGCUGACAAAUUUGUGGAAGAGAAUUCAGACUGGUUAUGCAGCUGGAGGUGUAAAUAAUCUUUUGGAACUGCGAGAGAUAGAUCACCGGUUAGAAAGGCUAGAGUACGCAGGGGUUAUGGAACUCGCAUCUGACGUGCAGUAUAUGCUAAGGGGAGCAAUGCAGUUCUAUGGAUUCUCGCACGAGGUGAGAUCUGAAGCAAGGAAGGUUCACAACCUGUUCUUUGAUCUACUGAAAAUGUCUUUUCCAGAUUCAGAUUUCCGGGAAGCAAGGAAUGCACUUUCCUUCUCUGGACCAACCCCAACGUUGGUAUCUACACUGUCCCCAAGAACAGUAGGUAUUAGUCAGGGUAAGAAGCAAAAGCCGGUUAAUGAAGAGGAACCGGAGCCGAGCUCUCCUCAGAGACCUCAACAACGAGAGAAUUCAAGGAUCAGAGUACAGAUACCUCAGAAAGAAACGAAGCUUGGCGGGACAUCAAGCCACAACGACGACUCUCCAAUUUUAGCUCAUCCAGGGGAACUAGUAAUCUGCAAGAAGAAGAGGAAAGACAGAGAAAAGUCUGCGCCGAGAACCAGAACCGCCGGCUCAAGCAGCCCGGUGUCACCACCAGCAAUGGUGGGUCGUGGUCUUAAAAGUCCUGUGUCUGGUUCAGGUACAAGGGAGACAAGGCUAGCACAGCAGCAAAGAUGGCCAAACCAAGGCACUCAUCCAAAACAACAGCGGUGCGGCUGGUGAUUCAGUGGGAUGGGCUAAUCCGGUGAAGAGGUUAAGGACAUUCUGGUAAAAGAAGGCCGAGCCAUUUAUAGACAGAUUAAGCCUCCUUUAUCUUUAGUGCUUAGAGUGAUAUGUAAUGUGGCAAUUGAAAGCAAUGUAGACUCGCUUGUAAACAAAUAUAAUUCUCUAGAUCUCCUUUCCUGGUAUGUUUCUAUUUAGAAGAAUGUCCUUUUGU
This is a messenger RNA of Brassica napus (rape), 1860 nucleotides long. RefSeq names its product ATP-dependent helicase BRM-like. Bases 279 to 1646 code for a protein of 455 amino acids. Lineage: Eukaryota; Viridiplantae; Streptophyta; Magnoliopsida; Brassicales; Brassicaceae. Gene Ontology annotation, molecular function: protein binding. The transcript has 4 exons. The record is from RefSeq and is a predicted model, not a curated record.